AGCAAAUACUCAACGUUCACCACUGGGCAGGCACACUGCACAGACAUAAUCAGGGAGAGCUUUGUAAUGAGUCAGGCUGCAGGCCAUGUGACUGCUCACAGGGCUGCAGGGAUUGGCUUAGCCUCUAUGACCUCAUCAAGCUGCCUCUGCCCAUCCCAGCAUCUACUUCCCCCCGCCCCCCUUCCAAUUCCUAACAGGCAUGCACACCACCAACCCUCCUCCCCUCCCUCUCUACCUCCAUCUCUCCGGCUUUCUGUCUUUGGUUCUUUUCCCCUCCAGUUAGCUUUUCCUCUCCUCUGAGCAUCCUCUGCUGAAUGUGUUGCUUAGAGCCGCAGUAGCAGCCGAGGCGGGCGCCACCGCAGCAUCCCUGGAUUAAAGCACGAGCUCUUAUCUGCAGCUCGUCCGACCAGGCCCCCAUCUCUCUCUCUCUCUCUCUCUCUCUCUCUCUCUCUCUCUCUCUCUCUCUCUCUUUGUAUAGACGUCUCUCCCUCGCUCCCUCUUUGGCUGGUUGACAGGCGACUGCUGGGGGUGUUAUAGGCUCACAGUUAGCCAGGGCGUUAGCCACACACAUACACACACACACACACACACACACACACGACCGCUCUGCUGUCCAUCAAUUCCAUCAAUUUCUUCUUCUCAUCUCUGCAUCUGCCGCUUUUCAAUUCAGGCUGCUCUGAGGUAGAGGAAUGCAAAUCUGCAACCAUGAUGGAAGGAUUGAAAAAACGUACCAGGAAGGCCUUUGGUAUACGAAAGAAAGAGAAAGACAAUGACUCAACGGGGUCCCCAGACAGAGAGGGGGGUGAACCCCAAGAGGUUGAAUCGUCUCAGAGGAAGGCCAAUGGAGCCCCAAAUGGAUUCUAUGGAGAAAUCGACUGGGAAAGAUAUAACUCUCCUGAGGUGGAUGAAGAGGGUUAUAGCAUCAGACCCGAAGAUGAGGCGGGGCCGGGGGCUUCUCUCCCACAUUGCCCCAAGUCCCAUUUCUUCUCUUCUGAUGAGUCGGAAGAAGAGGAGGACCACAGGAAAAAGUUCAAGAUUAAGAUUAAGCCCCUUCCAUCUGAUCAAGUUGUGGCCGUGCCCUCGUUUGAAGAACUCAAAGCCUCCGUAGGCAACAUUGCUCUAUCCCCUUCUCCUCUGAGACAUAGCCUGGGGUUGAAAAGGAACACCUCCAGUGAAGACAUUGUCAGACCAAGACGUGUUGUUCCCACUGUGGCCCCCAUAGCUGCUCCUGCACCACAAGCUCUCAGCCGGCAGACACCAGCCUCUGAAGAAUCUACGAAUUUGUUUGGGCCCCCUUUGGAAACAGCAUUUGGAGAACAGAAAUUAGAAGUGGUUCUGUCUGAGUCUGAUGUGUGGGGGGCUUCUGAGUCAGAGCCUGAGUCCUCUUUGACAAGACCCUUCCCCACAGGAACUCCACCACCACUUCCACCCAAGAAUGUUCCAACAUCUCCCCUGACAACAGACCCUGCCUCUGCAGAUGACAAUGAUUUGUCAACAGAAGCUGAGAAUUCCACAAGAAAGACAUCCAUAGCUGACUUGGAUCAUCUCUUUGGACCAGAGCAGGCUCCUCCUGCAAAGGAGGAUACAGGUGACACGUGGGUGUGCUUCAGUGAGCAGUCUCCUAACUGGCCACCUCUCCCAAAGGAACCUGCACCUCCCCUUUCCUUUUCCACACCUCCUCCAGAGGAAGCAGCACCACCAUUACCGGCCUCCCCACCUCCUCCCAAAUCUCCUGCCCCACCGUUGCCUGGAUCACCACCUCCUUCAGAAGACACGGCACCUCAUCUCCCUAAACCUCCUUCUCCAAAAGAAGUUCAGAUUUCCCCUCUAGUAAUUUCGCCACCACCCUCAGAGGAUCCUACUGCACCCUCUAAACCGUCUGGGCCUUCUAAACACAAAGACGGAAAUCUACUCUCGCCCAACACCUCGUCACUCCCUUCACCCAAGGAGUAUGUAUCUCCUCCGACUUCAACUCAUCCACCUGUUGAUUCUCCAGCCAGCAUCCCAACAGCUCCCAAAGCAAGCACGCCUCUAUCGGUGACUUCACCUGAUAUGCACACAGCAAGAUGUUCCAAUCCACCAAUCCAGACAAAGAAUACAGCUGGAACCCCACCCAACGAGGAUGAAGGUGAAAUUGCCACCUCGCCCAAACAUUCAAGUAACGGGAGCCGAACUACGCCUCCACCACCCCCUCCCCCAACGUACCGGGCGGUGGUCUCGUCACCAGGUCCAACAUCAGGGGCAGGUUCCUCUUCUCCAGUACGGCCUGCCACUCCUUCAAUAGUCAACCCCACUCCACCUCCUCCUCCACCCCGCCCCCCUUCACGACCCAAACUUCCUCCAGGAAAACCAAAUGUAGGAGAUACUAAUCGUCCAUUUAGUCCACCCGUUCAUGCGGCCAGCCCCCCUCCAGUUGCUCCAUUGGCUCGGGCAGAGAGCACCUCUUCCAUCUCCUCUACCAACUCCCUGAGUGCUGCCACUACUCCCACCAUCAGUAAAGACCUCUCAGUGUCAGAAGACGAUGCUUAUGUUGACAAGCUGCCUUCAUUUGAGAGACAUUUUGAUUCAUUUGCAGAGAAUGACCAGCCAUCCCUUGUAUGGUUUGACAGAGGGAAGUUUUAUUUAACCUUUGAAGGCUGCUCCAGAGGGCCGAGUCCUCUUACCAUGGGGGCUCAAGACACACUUCCUGUGGCUGCCGCAUUCACAGAGACAGUCAAUGCCUUCUUUAAAGGGGCCGACCCCAGCAAAUGUGUUGUGAAGAUCAUAGGUGAGAUGGUUUUGUCGUUUCCAGCGGGGAUCACACGGCACUUUGCCAAUAACCCGUCCCCCGCUGUGCUAACCUUCAGCAUAACCAACUACAAUCGACUGGAGCAUGUGCUGCCUAACCCCCAGCUGCUCUGCUGUGACACCGCCACACAAGCGAAGGCUGAUGCCAAGGACUUCUGGGUGAACAUGCCAAACCUGAUAGCUCAUCUAAAGAAGGUAUCUGAGCAGAAGCCGCAGGCAACAUACUAUAAUGUGGAUAUGUUGAAGUAUCAGGUAUCAGUGCAGGGUCCUGUGUCCACUCCCAUCAAUCUGGCCAUGAGCUGGCGCUGUGAACCCACCAGCACAGACCUGAGGAUAGACUACAAAUAUAACGGCGAAGCCAUGUCAACGCCGAUGGCGCUGAACAAUGUCCAGUUUCUAGUCCCAGUUGAUGGAGGCGUUUCCAAACUGCAAGCUGUGUUACCUACAGCUGCAUGGAACGCAGAGCAGCAAAGAAUCCUGUGGAAGAUUCCGGACAUCUCACAAAAAUCUGAAAAUGGAGGUGUGGGAUCUUUGUUAGCCCGCUUCCAGCUAACAGAAGGUCCGAGUAAACCGGCACCACUGGCUGUGCAAUUCACUAGUGAGGGCAGUACACUGUCAGGCUGUGAUAUUGAACUGGCUGGGCCUGGUUAUCGCUUCUCACUCGUCAAGAAGAGGUUCGCUGCUGGAAAAUACCUGGCAGACAACUAAUGCAAGAAGAGCAUUGAUGAACAAAUUAACUCCAGGGUUUGGAGGAUGACCCAGAGGACAGACCCACAUUCUUCAUUCACCUAGGCAGAGCCCAGGACCACAGGCUACCCAGCAGUAUUGCAAAACUUUCAUCUAGCAUUGUGGAACCAUUUUAGGUCAUUUAACAAUGGCAUUUGUAAUAAUUUUAUAAUUAUUCAUUUAUUUAAUUACAUCUAAAUUGCUGCUGUUUUGCUCCUGGACUCUUUCCUUACUUUUAAAGUCUGUGCCUCUGGUCAAAGUGUGGUGACUCUUCACUGCAGCUGCCUGACCAGCCAGGUUCUACUGUGGAUGAGGUGACAGUAAAACUUCUUGACUGGAGUCGUAUCGAAAGUCUGAAUGGUUCAAACUCAAAUCCAGGACAACGUACUUAGCACAGAACAAUUUUGUCAGUACUGUAAAAUUAUUUUCAGUGUGGGACCUCUGUCCUCAUUGUCUUUUGCUCCCAGGUACAGUAUUCCCAUCAUCGCGACACCAUUUAAUGUCUUGUCAAUGCUUGUGUGUUAACCACACAUCAUGUAGAAGCUUAAACUUGACGGAUAUUCAUGGCUCAUCCACUGGUUCGACAGGGUCCUUGUACUUUGGAUCACAUCAAUGUUUUCUUUUCCAAUCAAAAUGCACUAAGCAGUCAGUCCAAUUGCUGUUCUAUUUCUUUGCGAUAAUGGAACUGUUUCACAGCCGGUAGGCAGCUGCAAUGAUAAACAGAUCUACUGGUGAUAACAUAAAAAAUAUGUUUUCCCCUAAGAAGAACUAAGUGUACAAAGUGUCAUUUAAAAUCAAUAAUAUAUAUCUUAAAAGGCGUUUGGUGUUUUCCUUGUAUUGUCACAUAGCCUUUCUGUUGUUCCGAGACAGCAGUGAUAACUCCAGAUUACAUGACAGCAUCCUAUUUUUUUCAUUAAGUACAUGAUUUGUUGUAUAAAAUGUGAUUCUGUAUAUGAUUAGAUUUUGAAUGGUAUCACACAACUCUGUACCCUUAAAACUAUAAAUAUUUCAGGGUUUUUGUUUUUUUUUGGUCAUCUGUGUAGUUGAGUAACGUGUACAGUAUAAUGUAUACUUUUUGGAUUUGUUUCAGAUAUAAUUUUUUAAUUAAAGUGCAACAGAAGUUCUGAGCUA
Phycodurus eques (leafy seadragon) is the source of this 4644-nucleotide messenger RNA. It is a transcript of the gene sgip1a, whose product is annotated as SH3GL interacting endocytic adaptor 1a. Gene Ontology annotation, cellular component: clathrin-coated vesicle; plasma membrane; cytoplasm. Lineage: Eukaryota; Metazoa; Chordata; Actinopteri; Syngnathiformes; Syngnathidae. The record is from RefSeq and is a predicted model, not a curated record. Bases 706 to 3495 code for a protein of 929 amino acids. The transcript is spliced from 27 exons. Gene Ontology annotation, biological process: synaptic vesicle endocytosis; clathrin-dependent endocytosis; clathrin coat assembly.